AUGGCACACCACGACUCAACCGGCAAGCCUUUCACCGUUGCCAUUGUUGGCGGCGGAAUUGGGGGUCUUGCCCUGGCAAUAGGCCUUCGUCACCAAGGCAUUUCAGUUCAAAUCUACGAAGCAGCCCCCGCCUUUGCUGAGAUUGGGGCUGGCAUUGCCUUUGGGCCGAAUGCCAUCAGCGCCAUGUACCUGAUCGAUCCAGCCAUUAGGGACGCUUUCCGUCGCCUAGCGACCAAGAAUGGAUUCGACGAAGAGGACGAAACUUGGAUCAACUUCCGCAGCGGAUUCGGUGAACCCACGUUGAUUGCUAAAGUGCAAACUGGCGAUCAAGAAAAGACAGGUCUGAGCAGCGUCCACCGGGCGCGCUUCCUCGAUGAGCUAGCAAGCCUGAUUCCGAAAGACAUCGCCCACUUCGGGAAGAGGCUGCUAAGCUUCCAAGAAGAGGCCUCUGGGAAGCUGACCCUUGUCUUCGAGGAUGGGGAGACCGCCUUUGCAGAUGUACUGGUUGGGGCUGAUGGUGUGCGGAGCCGAGUGCGGCAACUCUUGCUUGGCAAGGAAAGCGUUCUUGACGGUCUCAGCUUCACCGGCAAAUACGCCUAUCGCGGUUUGAUUGCAAUGGAUAAGGCCAGAGAGGCAGUUGGAGACGAGCUGGCUAUGAAUAGCCAGAUGUACCUCGGCAAAGAUGGGCAUGUCCUUACAUAUCCCAUCGACCACGGAAAGACCAUGAACGUGGUGGCUUUCAAAAACAAGGAGGACGGCCCAUGGGAGCACGAUCAUUGGGUGCUAAAGAGCAAGGGCGAGGACAUGAGGCGUGACUUUGCGAACUGGGGGACGCCGGUGCGCAGCGUGCUUGACUUGAUGGUAGAUGCUGACAUGUGGGCUCUCUUCGACAUGCUCCCUGCACCCACGUACUACAAGGGCAACGUGGUCCUUGUGGGUGACGCUGCACAUGCAUCUACACCACACCAAGGGGCAGGAGCAGGCCAGGCGCUCGAGGAUGCAUUCAUCCUGUCAAUGCUUCUUGGAGAUAAGAAAACACGCUGUGCAGGGGACAUCCCAGCCGCUUUCAGGGCAUACGAUGCCAUUCGCAGACCUCGCUCGCAAAAGGUAGUCAGCACUAGUCGUACGGCGGGUGCAACAUACGCGCUGCAAGGAGAAGCCCGGGACAAUUUGGACGAAGUUGGAGAGGAGCUACUGCAGCGCUAUAAAUGGAUCUGGGACGAAGACAUGCAGGUUCAAGCUGAACACGCGCGAGCGCUGCUUGGACAGUAG
Molecule: messenger RNA, 1272 nt
Organism: Endocarpon pusillum Z07020
Lineage: Eukaryota; Fungi; Ascomycota; Eurotiomycetes; Verrucariales; Verrucariaceae
Exons: 2
Coding region: 1-1272 (423 amino acids)
Biological process (GO): secondary metabolite biosynthetic process
Molecular function (GO): FAD binding
Source: RefSeq, a predicted model, not a curated record